Molecule: messenger RNA, 1365 nt
Organism: Thyridium curvatum
Lineage: Eukaryota; Fungi; Ascomycota; Sordariomycetes; Thyridiales; Thyridiaceae
Exons: 1
Coding region: 1-1365 (454 amino acids)
Source: RefSeq, a predicted model, not a curated record
AUGGAUGCGCUCAGGAAUCUCAUCGGUAACAUACCGGACUGGUCGAAGCGCCUCGACGAGCUCAGCGGCCAGAUCGCCCAGCGACAGAUUGAACUGGCCAAGUUCUCCGACUCCGAGUCGGCCGCCAGUGGCGUCGAGAGGACAAAGUCGCUCAGGAAUAAAGGCUCAACUGAGAGCCUCAAGCCCAAAGAUGACCCCGAAGCCCACCCCGGUGUUGCUUCGCCCCCCCGCCAGCAGAGCCCAACGCCUCUGAAGGGUGCGAUGCCCUCACCUGCCCAGAUCACGCAAGAUCAGCCACCACAGACACCCCAAACCCAGACGCCGCAAUCGCCAGCACCGGCGCAGGCGCAGGCGCAGGCACAAGCACCAGGCACGAGCCCGCUGCCCUCGCCGAGCCAUGCCAACGGCUCCCCUGCUGCUGCUCUCCACCACCAGGCGAACCAGGUCAUGGCCAUUGCGCAAGCCAAGGCCCGCGCAACCCUUCGCAAACGCCACCGGCCCGAGUCGGUUGUCUCCGCUGAGGGUGCGCCGCCCAAGUACCGGAGUCGCAGCAUGGUCAUUGUCUACUAUGACAGCUACGUCCAGUCCUUCUUUGAGGAAUUGGUCAAGUUCGUGUCUGCAUCGCGCAACUUGAUGCGCAAAGCCAAGAUGGCAGCCAAGGUCGCACAGAUUAAGCGGAUGGCCGAGCUUGAGAUGCCAGACGACGAGGAGGACGGAGACGACAGCAUGCCAAGCCAGACGAUCGGCGGUGCUCUUCUGGCCUCUUCAAAACUGGUGGCAGAUACUCCACUCGAGGCUAGCAAGGACAAGAAUGAUGAAGAGGAUCUCCCACCGCUCAAGUAUAUCAGCACACGGCGCAUGGGUCCAGUAUCGAGGACCGCGGGAAUGCUGGCCACAGGGAGACCAAUGUAUCCUCGGGCUGGUCAGCGUGCACAGAUGCAGUCGAGCGGUAGUCUCGCGAUAUCACGAGCCAAUGCCAAUAUGGAUGGCAAGCCUGAUGUCUACGACGAGCUCGACAAGGGCCUCGAGUACGUCCAAUCCAUGUGCGAGCAUGCGGCACAUCAGUUCUUGCGAGACGGCGACUGCAACGAGGAGAUUGAGAACAUCAAGCGCCGGCUUGGCGAGACCAAGGAGUCUGCCGACAAGGAGAUGGAGCGUGUCAUCAAGGAAGAGCCCGAAACGCUCAACAACCAGGAGCCUCUCAAGACGCGCAGCUUUCGCCCGCAGAGCAUGAGACGCGACGUGAUGCCCGAUUCGCCGGCCGCCAAGGAGGUAAACAGCAAGCUCGAGGUCGAUGAGGCGAUCGACGACAUGGACGAGGAGCCGCCGAAGCUGGUGUACAAGUCGACCCGCAUGAUGCGAUGA